AUGAAUUUAAACUUGGCCGGUUCGAAGAAGAAGCAUCGUAAAAACAAGAAGUACAGCAUAGUGACACUCGAUCUGUUCAGACCAACGAAGAAGUCAUAUCCAGAAUUCGAUUACGAGCAGAUCUGUAAAGAAUAUUUGAAGGAAGAUGAAUCAAGUGGUGAAGAUGAACGAUUCCAUGAUAAAGAAGCGGAAAUGUUGUGCAAGAGGCUGGAGGAAAAAUAUGGUGGUCAAAAGGAUAAAAGAGGUCGUCGAAUUCGGCUCGGAACACCGGACGAUUUUAUGGAUAAAUCAGCUGGAUAUGACCUCAACGAUCCUUUCAUUGACGACUCUGAGGCUUACGAUGAGCAUGUGCCGUCCACGAUGGACACGAUGAAAGGUGGCUUUUACGUUAAUAAGGGAAAAUUGGAAUUCCGACCCAAAUAUGCGCAAGAUUCAGACAGUGAUAGUGAACAGUUGACUGUUAAGAAGAAGCCUGCUGAGAAGCGUCGUCGUGUGGCGAGUGAUGAUGAAGAAACGAAUGCUAAAUCGAGCCAAGCUGCCAGCAGCAACCCCACAGCAACCGUACCAAAGGCAUCAACAUCGAAGCCAAUCGCUGAGAUGUUGUCGUCAACACCCUCCUCAUCGUUACCAUCCAGAAAAACUAAUGAAUCUGGAUGCGAGUCUGUGCCGAACGAACCAACCUCAGAGUCCGUUCGUCUAUCUGCGUCUGGUGCACCGCCGUCCUCAUCGAAUAAAGAUUCAGCAUCUCGUCGUCUAUUAUCACAACAACAACAACAGCAAAUCAAAAAGAGACGUCUCAUCGGUCAACCACCGUCUGCGAGAAUCAACAACUCUUUAUCAGCAACACCGCCAUCAUCCAAACCCACUCCUAGUUCUACCAAAAAAUUGAAAACUCAACAGUCGAAGAAGGGUGCAGUGGGGGAUAGUUCGGCUGAAGAGUUGGAUGGAUUUUUGAAGGAUAUGACUGGUGGUGAGGAUAUUUCGUUGGAGAAUCUUGAUGAAGGAAUGAACAAACUGGCCAAAGAAUUGUUGCACGAAACACCUGAAGGAUCACGAUCUCCUUCGAUCGCCUCUAACCGUGAGUCCGAUGCACCAACGAUUGAUUUAUCGAAAGAAGAUAGAGACAGUCAGCAGCACAGCCGUGCUCAGUCUGAACCAUCAGCUGCGUCAUCUGAGCAAACAUCAAGCGCUAUCAAACGACCACCAUUGGGCAGACCACCUGGUUCUACAAAUCUUACUCCUGCAUCAAAACCAUUUCAGGCGUCCAAACCAAGUAAGCCAAAAAUGUCGAAGAAAUUGUCAUUGUUGGUUGAGACGUUUAAGCAGAAAACCAAAGAAUAUGGUGCUCCCGAAAAGAAGAUACGUCUUCCACCAAGUCUUGUUGAUCUUUGUGUUCGAAUCGAGGAGCAGUGCUCAAUCGAUGGUCUAAAUCACCAUAAUAAAACACGUGUUUUUGAUGUGAUAUCGAAGUGGGUUUGUGUUCAACGAAGUUCGUUGUAUUUUCGUAUGAAAGCGUAUAAGGAUCGCAAACUUUCGUUGCAAAAAGCCGUCGAAACAGGAAACGAAUCCACAACGGGAACUGCAGACGUGUCGCCGCCACAAGCUGGGACAACUUCAUCGUCUUCGUCGUCAUCCUCGUCAUCUGAUGGUGCCGGACAAGACGAUCUUGAGGCACAUCUACGAACCGCAUCUACCAACGAACAGCUAUCAACUCCUGACACUCACUAUAAAAGUAAAGAUGUCGUUGGCACUCCAUGCAAAGACCUAACAGCAGAAGGUCAGUCGACCACAGCCCUUUCUCAGCUGAAUGCAACUACCUCAGUGAAGCAGUCGGGAAUACACACUAGUGGUGCUAUUAAUAAUAGUAAUAAGUUGAGUGAGACAAAUAGUUCUUUCUCACGACUCAAUGCGAAAACAACUAAUGAAAGCUCGAAAUUGAACCCCAACAACAUGGAUGCAUUUCCAACAACGCCAACUUCUGCAAGUAACAGUAACAAUUUAACAAAAAUGCGAACGCCACAGACAUCGCUAUCAAAUAAUGUUCAAUCCAUAAGCAGUCCAUCACAAAAUGUGUUGAGCACGUCAAAGGGUCGCGAUGCAUUGAAUUCAACAACGAAACAGGUGUCCACGUUGAAAUUUGAUCCGAAAUCAGUGACACCACUGUUAUCGAAUAACAGCCAAAACCAGAGCAAUAAUGCAACAGCAGUGAAGCCCUCUCAAGCACCACAACUUCUAUCAACUGAACAAGAUAUGCUGAAUAAAACUAUGAGUCAGCUAUCGUCAACGAAUCCACAACUGUUCCAAUUAUUAUCGGCAAUGCUCCAACAAAGAGCUCUGUCGAGUGAUCCCUCAAAACAGCCACACCAAAAUUUAGCAACGCUCCAAAUGAACGUUGCCGCAAUUCUGGCAGCCAAUCAGCAAAGCGAUCUGCUCGCGCAAUACCAACUGGCCAUCAGUAAUUUAGCGACAACACCUCAGCAACAAUCGCACUCAAAACACCAUCAACAACACACCCAAAAAAGUUCACAGUCAAAAUCUCAAAAGAAAACGCCACUUCCGUCGUCCUCUUCUGUCAUCACAUCCCCGUCACCCGCAAAAAGUCUAAAUUCAAAACCAAAGAAGUGCUCCACCUCCUCGGCAUCGCUCGUUCCGCAUCCGACAACGCCUCUCUCAUCGGUUCCAUCCGCAUCUCGCAUAACGCCUCCUCCUCCCACUACAAUGGCCGAACGUAUGGCCUCGUUGUUGGCGGUAAGUAAUACGAGCAAACUGGAAAAAGUGAUCGCCAAAAAUAAUGGCUCUAAUACGACGAGUACGGCUGAUUCGAAUACGACCGCCGCGACUGCACAGAAGUCAGUCUCGACAAAGCCCUCAACAACGAUAUCCACUUCAUCGGUUCAAUCGUCGUCCAGUGAUCAUCAGAGCAAACUAACGACACCAGCAGAAAAACCCAAAAGCACGAUACCAACAACAACAGUGUUGGCGAGCAACAGCAACGAAAAGGUAGCGCAGGCGUUGCUGAUGAUCAAAAAGGCUGUCGACGCUCUUCAUGCUGCGAUCGCAGUGGCCAUAUCCUAUUCGGACAAUGAGUAUGAAAUCGAAAGGAAGCGCGCUGAACGCGCCAGUUCAGGUGGCGUUCCGCAGAAACGUUUCAGAUGGAUCGAAAGAGUGCGAUCCGCACUGAAACAGUUGAUCAGUGUGUUAUUCUUCAAUUUGGAAGCGCAGUGUCCCAGCAAGGACGAGGUCUAUUCAACAGUUGCGCAGUAUCUGUUCUUCAACGUGCUACCGUCUUUCAAGAAUCGUGUCACGUUCGAGAAUAUCAUCAACGAGAGCGUUCGAUUGGCACCCGAACGUGCACAGCUCAAGAGCUGUCCUCGAACGAUCGCACUUUUGAGAAUGAAACCGCCGACGGAUACCAAGAAAAAAAGUGAACCAUCAACUCCAUCAAGUUCAUCUCGUACCACCAACUCAUCGUUGUGUCCCGAUUCAAAAAAGUCCGGACAUUCCGAAAAAUCCCCAAAAACUGCACCUGAGCCAAACGCAUCCACUGCCACCCUCUCAGCGUCCAAAACAACUGAGAUCAAAAGUGUUCCACCAUCCGAUGUGUCGACAACAAUUGACUUAACCAAUGCGAAUAAUCACCAUCCGUCAACUGCAAAUGACUCCGCUAAAACAUCCACCACCACCACCACCAUAACAAAAACACCGAAAAUAUCAGCGAGUGAACGUUCGAAAUCGUCGUUGUCGAGUGCAUCUCAUCGUGACUCAUCGCCCGUAUCGGUUCGACCCAAAGAUGAUAAUAGCUCGAAAUUGCUGAAAACCAAGAAUGUUGUCAACAAUCCCUCAGAGAAAUCAGAUGCUUCCAAACCGGAUCAGAUCCCAAGCGCGACAGUGCCUUCAAAUCAACAGAAACCUCGCACGAAGCACACCGAUCAGCACGAAGUGACAGUACGAAGUAACAGUAGUUCAUCGUCAUCAUCACCCGCUCAACGUCCAUCACAAUCUACUUUCAGUCCUAAACUAACGCCUGGUCAAAAACUGAUAAUCGCUCGUGAGGCUGAGGAACGUGAACGAAUCUUAGCCGAGAAAGCCGCACGUGAGAAAGCUGAACGGGAGCGUGAGGAACGUGAACGUGAACGUCAAAAGAAGAUACAGGAAGAAAAAGAACGUGAGGAGGCAGAAAAUCGCAAACGCGAUGAAGAAGCGAUUAGAAAAUGGGAAAUGGAGGAGGCCGAACGCUUAGAGGCAGCUGCCGAGGAGGAAGAAGCAGAACGUGAAGCUCAAGCUGAAGCUGAGAAGAAACGUUUGCAAUUUGAGGAAGUUGAAAGGCAAGGGCUGUUAGAAGGAGAACUGGCAGCAGAACUUUUAGCAAAGGAACAAAUGGAAACCGAACAACUUGUUGACGAAGAGAAAGGAGAAAUGCCUUUGCAAAAUGAAGAAGGAAUGGACGAACGAAUCGAACGAGAAAAAGAACAGAGGGAGAGGGAAGAACGUGAACUGGAGUUGAAACGACUUCAAGAGGCUGAACGAAAACGGCAAGAAGAGAUCGAUGAAUUACUCGGAAGUUUAUCACCGCUUGAUUUCGAUGACACUGAAACCGUUCCUGAUCAACUAGCACAACAACAACAACAACAGGAACCACAGCAAAUAUCAUUAAAUUUCGGAAGCGUAGAGCAACCGAUGAGCCACGAGAGUUUGCAAAAUCCCUCCACUCCAUCGAGUUGCGGUUAUGUGGGAAUUAUUGAGAACUCUCCGUCAUCAUCUCGUAGUGAUCCACAGCGAUUAUACGGAGCUGGUUAUGGCGCUACGCAGCAUGGCUCACCGAUGUUUCAACAGAUAUCGACACCAACGACCGCAAGUCCUCACUCUAUUCCACAUUCGCCUUUACAACAACAACAACCGCGUUCUUCACCUAUGCAAACCAUUCCCUCGUCGCCAUCCUAUUAUAAUCGUAUACAGUUAGUACUUCGAUUUUUUUUCUAA
Messenger RNA from Anisakis simplex (herring worm), 4980 nucleotides. The record is from the annotation of a GenBank genome assembly. NCBI's taxonomy places the organism in Eukaryota, Metazoa, Nematoda, Chromadorea, Rhabditida, Anisakidae.